This is a messenger RNA of Closterium sp. Naga37s-1, 2760 nucleotides long. NCBI's taxonomy places the organism in Eukaryota, Viridiplantae, Streptophyta, Zygnematophyceae, Desmidiales, Closteriaceae. The record is from the annotation of a GenBank genome assembly.
AUGGGUAACAGUGGCGGGAGUGAGAGUAGCAGUGGCGAUGAUACUGCAUUAGGGUUCACUGGCACAGGGAGUCAGCCGCAAGCGACUCGUCCCUUAGAGAAUCGAAGUAAGCAGUACCAAGACGAUCCUGCCAGUCAGCAAUCUUCCCCCCUCGCUUCUCCCGCCUCGAGCGCUACUUCGUCCGCCCCUUCCCCGUUCGCCUCCCCCUCGGGCGCGGAAGCAGAGGGCGCGGAGCGGAAGGUUCUAGAGCGCGCAGUGGUGGAGAUGGCGCUCCUGCAGGAGGUGUCGCGCGGGGGGAUCGAGGGCUCGACUCUGGAGGAAGAGUGGGGGGAGCUGCGCCAGGCCGAGUGGCUCAAGGCCGUGGCGCCACAGCCUGCUGUCGUGGAGAAGGAACCCUGGUGGAUGCUGUUCGGUCCAGCAGCCAGUGCAGCGGGCACGGUGUUUGGCAUGGCGGGGCUGGGCUUUGCAGCCAAGACAGCAGCAGCGGCGCCGGUGGCGGUGGCAGUGGUGCCGCAGAUGGACGCCCUCUGGCGCUCCUUCGGAGGCGCUAGCCUGGUGGCACUGUACUGGCGCACGCUGGUGUUUGGCAAGACGUUUCGCAGCAUAGAGUGGGACCUGGAGGCGUAUGAUGCGCCCAACGGCAACAUGAAGUCAAUCACCAUCCGCGUGCCCUCCCUCAACGCUGUGCGUACCAAGAUAGCACUGGCAAACGGGCUUGCGGGCGCCAGUGAGGUGGAGCAGCUGGCGCUCUGGAUUCCCAACUCUGGGGACUUUGUGGAGCCCCUGCGGCUGGCCAAGGACCUGGCGCUGAUUCCGGACUUUGGCUUUGUCAUCUGGUCGCGCACCCCCGCCUCCCUGCACUGCCUGCCCUCGCGCGCUGCCAAGACCAUGCCCUCGCCCACCGCCGCAGCAGGCUCUGCAGGUCAGGAGGGAUCACUUUACACCGAGACAGAGACGAACACAGCAGCGGCGGAGAAGACAGAGACAGGAGCAGCGGCGAAUGAGAGCGAAGCGCUGGUGAAGCAUCCGCUGGAGCACCGCUGGACGCUCUGGUUCGACAAUCCGCAACAACGCGGGAAGAGCGGUGGCUCGUGGGGAAGCUCGCUCCGCGUUGUCUUCACCUUCGGGACCGUUGAGGACUUUUGGUGUUUAUACAACAAUAUAGUGCAGCCGAGCAAGCUGAUGAACAAGGCGGACAUGCACCUGUUCAAGGAGGGCAUUCAACCCAAGUGGGAGGACCCCAAGUGCGAGAAGGGCGGCUCCUGGACCAUUCCGUGCUCGCGGAGCAAGGAGUACCUCGAUAACAUGUGGCUGCACUUGAUGCUGGCGAUGAUAGGCGAGCAGAUCGACGAGGGCAACGACAUCUGUGGCGCCGUGGUGAGCAUUCGACCAAACAAGGACAGAGUGGCGCUCUGGACUAAAUCGGCUGCCAGCGAAUCCAUUCAGUCGCCCUCCUCGUCCGACUCCGGCUCUUCUCGCUCGCGCUCCUCCGCGUCGCCCUCUCGCUCCGAUUCAGCCUCGUCCAGAAGCCGCAGCCCGCCGCCUAAGAAAGGUGCGAGGCCGACGACAGAGUCGAGCAAGAAGAAGCGAAGCCCGUCGCCCAAUGACAGGAAGCGGUCGACGACGCCCGAGACGACGAUGCUGUACGUGGGCUGCCUCACGCGCAACGUCAACCAGGACCACCUGCGCGAGAUAUUCGGGCUGUACGGCGAGCUAAGCAAAGUCGAGAUCGCCAUGGACCGUGUCGUGAAUCUGCCCAAGGGCUACGGGUACGUGGAGUUCAAGAAGCGCGCCGAUGCGGAGAAGGCGCGCCUGCACAUGGAUGGGGCGCAGAUCGACGGCAGUGUGGUGAGCGCGCAGUUCGUGCUUGCGCCAAAGCCCGCCGAGCGACAGGGACAGGGGGGACAGGGGGGACCGGGGGGACAGGGGGGACAAGGGGGGAGAGGCGGAGCGGGGGAGGGAGGGCGAGCGGGGAGGCAGGGGGGUGUCGCCGCGGCGGAGGUCCCCCGUGAGAGCAGGCGGCGCAAGGGGAAGGUCACCGUCCCCGCCCCGAGGGGGAAGGAGGCGCUCGCCCUUGCGGUACUGUGUCCCCUGCAUCUUCUGCUCCCCGUGGUUGUGUUGCGCCCCUCGCUUUCCGCCUCUCCCCGCCCCGCAGCUCCCCCCCUCGCAGGCAGCGCAGUGCCUCUCCUCGCCGCGUUAGAAGCCCUCCCAGACGCCGCUCCCCCAUCCCCUUCCGCGGCCGCAGGUACCAGCCCCACCCUCCCCACCACCCUCCCCACCACCCGCCCCACCCUCCCCACCACCCUCCCCACCCUCCCGACCCCCACCCUCCGCACCCUCCGCUCUCCCCGUCCAAAUUUCCCACAUCUUCUUUGCCCUCAAUCGAGCUGCCAUCUUUUUCCUUCUCAUCCCGUCGCCCCCCCCUCGCCGCCGCUCCUCCCCUGCGCGGCGGCCCUCUCCUCCUCGCCGCUCGCCCCCUGCUCGUCGCUCCAGCCCAGGCCCUACGCGCCGCCGCUCCCGCUCCCGCUCUCGCACCCGCUCGCGCUCCCCGCCCUCUCGACGCCAGCGCCUACCCCCACCACCGCCCGCCCGCAGGUCAGCUCCCACCCCACCCCUUCCACUCUUGUGCGCACCACUUUCUGCUCUCCCACCUCUUUUCUCUUCCCAACCCGUUGCUUUCUGUGUUCAUGCCAUCCCAUUCCGCACUUCCCAUUCGCCCUUGCCUGCUCCUUCGUCUUCUCUCCCCCUUCCUUCCCCUGA